AUGGUGCAAGAAGGGCAAUCUCAAGAAAAGGCAGUAUGGUGGUUCCAAGUGAAGAUCUGGUCUGUUGCUGUGAUUUCCAUAGCACUCCUUAGUGUUUGUUUCAUUUUGAGUUGUGUGGAGACUUAUCAUUUUACACAUGGCAAAAAUGACAAAAGGCUGUCUGAAUUACGUACACAUCACGCAAGUCUAACUUGCUUCAAUGAAGGGACAAGGGUGACAGAAAAAGUCUGGGGAUGCUGCCCAAGUACUUGGAAACCUUUUGGUUCUAGCUGCUACCUCAUUUCUAAUGAAGAGAAUUCUUGGUCUAAGAGUGAGCAGAACUGUGUUGGGAUGGGGGCUCAUCUGGUGGUGAUCAACACAAAAGUGGAGCAGAAUUUCAUUGUUCAGCAGCUGAAUAAAUCACUUUCUUAUUUUCUGGGACUCUCAGAUCCACAAAAGAAUGACAAUUGGCAAUGGGUUGAUCAGACAUCUUACAUGGAAAAUGUGAGAUUAUGGCACCACGGUGAGCCCAAUUUUCCUGGAGAGGACUGUGCUUCAGUGGUUUUCUGGAAUCCUAGAGGGUGGGGCUGGAAUGAUGUUUUCUGUGAUUCUAAAAGAAGUUCAAUAUGUGAGAUGAAGAAGGUUUUUCUAUGA
Molecule: messenger RNA, 633 nt
Organism: Miniopterus natalensis
Lineage: Eukaryota; Metazoa; Chordata; Mammalia; Chiroptera; Miniopteridae
Source: RefSeq, a predicted model, not a curated record